AUGGCUUGGGGAGUUGGUAGCGUGCACCUUCGCCUCAAAAAGCGCAACCCGACAGAUGACAACCAAAACACGCUCGCUGCGGGGGAGGUGGAAAAGGAUCUCGGUAUAGAAGAGAUCAUGGAAGCCUCCCUCAACAUACAGGAAGUGGAGAAGGGUGACUUGGAGGUAGUAUCCAACCCCGAGAAGGUACUGAAGCCAGAUGCUGAAAGUCCUUCAGAUAAACCUCCACAAAAUAUAUGUUCUUACAUUGAUAACAAUCUCUCUUCAGACGAUCUGACAGUGGUGGCGCUGGAGGGCUGCAAGGAUGAGACGCUACUCUUUGGGUCCUGCUAUAUGCCACAUGAUGGAGAAGCACCACAGACGGAACUUCGGAAGCUGGUAGAAACAGCUGCCAGAAAGAAGCACGCUCUGGUGGUAGGAACGGACGCAAACGCACAUCACACGGUCUGGGGAAGUGCAGAUAUAAACGACCGAGGUGAGUCACUAUUUACCUAUAUUCUUCAAAGUAGCCUAGAAAUAGCUAAUAGAGGUGAAGAACCAACAUAUGUGGGACCAACCUCGAAGAAUGUACUCGAUUUAACACUCUACACAAGCAGGCAUGUUAUGGUUCAGGAAUGGGAAGUGUUGAGUAGGCCCUCAUUCUCUGAUCACAGAUACAUAAGCUUUCAGGUCAUAUUCCGCUCAAAGAACAAGAUUACAUCCUUUAGAAAUCCUAAGAAUAUGAACUGGGAC
Messenger RNA from Anastrepha obliqua, 732 nucleotides. RefSeq lists its product as uncharacterized. NCBI's taxonomy places the organism in Eukaryota, Metazoa, Arthropoda, Insecta, Diptera, Tephritidae. The annotation marks the transcript as partial. Gene Ontology annotation, molecular function: catalytic activity. The record is from RefSeq and is a predicted model, not a curated record. The transcript has 2 exons.